Messenger RNA from Trichoderma aggressivum f. europaeum, 942 nucleotides. RefSeq lists its product as uncharacterized. Gene Ontology annotation, cellular component: cytoplasm. The transcript is spliced from 9 exons. The record is from RefSeq and is a predicted model, not a curated record. NCBI's taxonomy places the organism in Eukaryota, Fungi, Ascomycota, Sordariomycetes, Hypocreales, Hypocreaceae. Gene Ontology annotation, molecular function: phosphoribosylaminoimidazolesuccinocarboxamide synthase activity. Gene Ontology annotation, biological process: 'de novo' IMP biosynthetic process. Bases 1 to 942 code for a protein of 313 amino acids.
AUGUCGUCCUCCGAAGCCAUCACCUCCAUCUCCCUGCAGUCCCUGGAGAAGCUCUCCACAGGCAAGGUCCGCGAUCUCUUCGGCCUCGACGACAAGUCCCUGCUCUUCACUGCCACCGAUCGCAUCUCGGCCUACGACGUCGUCCUCUCCAAUGGCGUCCCCGGAAAGGGCCUCAUCUUGACCCAGAUCUCCGCCCAUUGGUUCUCCGUGCUCGAGCAGAGAGUGCCCGGCCUGAAACACCACCUGCUAUCCCUGUCGGCGCCGGCCUCAGCUCCCUUGACGCCGGAGGAACGUGGCCUGCUCCGUGGUCGAACCAUGGUGUGCCGCCGGCUCAAGGUGUUUCCCAUUGAAGCUAUUGUGAGAGGCUACAUCACCGGCAGCGCCUGGAGCGAAUACAUCGCCCACGGUACCGUCCACGGCAUUCCUCAGCCUGCCGGGUUGCAGCGAUGCGGCGCUUUCCCCAACGGGCCCAUUUACACCCCAUCCACAAAGGCCCCUGCAGGCGAGAAAGAUGAAAACAUCUCCCCCCAGCAGGCCGUCGAAAUCGUAGGAGACAAGUAUGCCGCCCGCAUCCAAGAGCUUAGUCUGUCGGUGUACAGCGCCGCCGCCGCCUACGCCCGUGAGCGCGGCAUCAUUGUUGCCGAUACCAAGUUCGAAUUCGCCCUUGACGAGGCUACCGAUGAAGUCGUCUUGGUGGACGAGGUCUUGACCCCUGACAGCUCAAGAUUUUGGAAUGCAGCCGAGUGGAAGGAGGGUAGCGAGGCCCCUUCGUACGACAAGCAGUUUGUCCGCGACUACUUGACCAGCAACGGACUCAAGGGCAAGCCAAAUGUCGAGCUACCCGAGGCCGUCGUCCAGGAGACAGCGCAAAAAUACAAAGAUGUGUUUGAGAGACUGACGGGCAAGACUCUGGACCAAGCUCUGGCCGCCUUGGAAAAUUAG